Ipomoea nil (Japanese morning glory) is the source of this 1490-nucleotide messenger RNA. Its product is annotated as phospholipase A1-II 2-like. The coding region runs from base 8 to 1240 and encodes 410 amino acids. The transcript is spliced from 3 exons. The record is from RefSeq and is a predicted model, not a curated record. NCBI's taxonomy places the organism in Eukaryota, Viridiplantae, Streptophyta, Magnoliopsida, Solanales, Convolvulaceae. Gene Ontology annotation, biological process: lipid metabolic process. Gene Ontology annotation, molecular function: glycerophospholipid phospholipase A1 activity.
AUUGAAGAUGAGUGACACAGGCAUUGCUAAAAGAUGGAAGAAGCUAAGUGGGAGUGAUAACUGGAAAGGGCUACUGAACCCUUUGGAUUCGGAUCUCCGCCGCUACCUCAUUCACUACGGAACCAUGAUUGCACCCGCAUGCGAUGCUUUCAUCAACGAACCAGCUUCCAAAAAUGUGGGAUUACCGCGAUACGCCAGGAAAAACCUCUUUCAAAAUACAGGACUUGUCAAGGGAAAUCCUUUCAAAUAUGAAGUCACCAAAUACUUUUAUACAACAUCUCUAUUAGAACUCGGAGCUAAAGGGUGUACUUUGACGGAAUCAAACUGGAGUGGAUAUGUUGCUGUGGCCACGGAUGAAGGAAAAGCUGUUUUGGGACGAAGAGACAUUGUGGUUGUUUGGAGGGGAACAAUCCGACUCUUAGAGUGGAUUGAUAAUCUCAUAUUCCUUUAUGUUAAUGCGCCAUUAAUCUUUGGCAAAAACUCUGAUCCUCUGGUGCAUAUGGGUUGGUACUAUAUGUACACCAGCACCAUUCCAGGUUCUCAACACAAUGAAACAAGUGCCAGAGAUCAGGUUCGUAAAGAAGUUGCAAGACUUGUUGAAUUAUACAAGGACGAGGAAAUUAGCAUAACCGUGAUAGGACACAGCUUGGGUGCAUCCAUGGCAACACUAAACGCAGUAGACCUGGCUGCCAAUCCAGUCAACAAUAAUAAUAAAGAUGUUCCUAUCACUGCUUUCGUGUAUGCAAGCCCCAAAGUAGGGGAUCACAAUUUUAAAAAAGCCUUCUCUAAUCAACAAAACCUUCGAACCCUGCGAAUCUCCGACCUGAAUGAUUGUGUUCCAAAAGUUCCGCCGUAUGGAUGGAAAGAGGGUGAGACCAUAGAAUCAAAAGUAGAUUACCAAGAUGUGGGGGUGGGUUUGGUGAUUGAAUCUAAGAAAUCCGACUGUUUGAAGCCUGACAUUCUAGACCUGUGCACUCACGACUUGAUGCUUUAUAUGCAUGCACUUGAUGGAUACCAGGAGUCUCAGGGAGGAUUUGAGCGUCAUGGAGACUUUGAUCUUGCCAAAGUUAAUAGGUAUGGGGAUUAUUUGAAAGCCGAGUAUUCUAUACCAAUACGAUGGUUUAACAUAAAAGAUAAAGGAAUGGUUCAGCAGGAGGACGGGAAUUAUAUCCUUGACGAUCAUGAGACGGAUGAUGAUGAUGAUGAUGAUGAUGAUGAUGAUGAUGAUGAUGAUGAAUGAGAUGUUUAAAACAGAAACAGUUUGGUGCAUGCAUGCAAUAUGUGUGUUUGAAUAAAACUAAGUCUUCUCUCUCUAGCUUCAUGAAGACCUUUCUAUAGUUAUUCAGUGUGGUUUGAAUAAAAUUGGAGCUAAAAUGAGGCAACUAGCCGCUUGUGGCUAGCUGUCUAGUCCAAUAAUGCAUGUAUAUAUCCGAGGUUUGCUAGCUUGUAUUUCAAUUAUCAUGUUUCAAUCAUCUCACCUCUUUACUUUG